Micropterus dolomieu (smallmouth bass) is the source of this 1702-nucleotide messenger RNA. RefSeq names its product zinc finger protein 391-like. Bases 116 to 1690 code for a protein of 524 amino acids. The transcript is spliced from 2 exons. NCBI's taxonomy places the organism in Eukaryota, Metazoa, Chordata, Actinopteri, Centrarchiformes, Centrarchidae. The record is from RefSeq and is a predicted model, not a curated record. Gene Ontology annotation, molecular function: RNA polymerase II cis-regulatory region sequence-specific DNA binding; DNA-binding transcription factor activity, RNA polymerase II-specific. Gene Ontology annotation, biological process: regulation of transcription by RNA polymerase II. Gene Ontology annotation, cellular component: nucleus.
UCCAGCAGGGUUCGCUGUUCGCUUCCCCCGCUUCGCUUCCCUCAGCGAAGCGUCGUCGACGCGGAACUCCGCUCCGUGUUUACGUCCCCGCUCUUUGUCCGCAGAAAGCAGUAAAAUGUGCGCCGUGCAGCUGCUGCGGGUGUCGGUCCACGAGCGGAUCAGCGCCGCCGCUGAAGACGUUCUGCUGCGGGUGGAAACGGGAGAAGAACCGGCGGAAGUCCCGGCGCUGAGAGCGCUGCUCACCGAGCGGCUCGCGGCGGCCGCGGAGGAGAUCGUCGGUGUGUUCGAGGAAACCGUGGCGGAGUACGAAGCCAGAGCUGAGCGGGCAGAGCGGGAGGUCUGCCGCCAGAGGAGGCUGCUGGAGGCCGUGCUGAAGCCCGAAGUCCGGCUGCACAGAGCAGGGAGUCCUGCAGACAUCCAGAAGCUGUCGGCGAGAAAAGAAGAGGUUCCCCCUGAGCAGCAGGAGUGGAGCCCCAGUCUGGACCAGGAGGACCCACCAGAGCCCCCACACAUUAAGAAGAAGUGGAGCCCGAGUCUGGACCAGGAGGACCCAUCAGAGCUGCCACACAUUAAAGAGGAACAGGAGGAACUCUGGACCAGUCAGGAGGGAGAGCAGCUUCCAGGGCUGGAGGAGGCUGAUAUCACCAAGUUCCCAUUCACUCCUGUCCCUGUGAAGAGUGAAGAAGAUGAUGAAGAGAAACCUCAGUCCUCACAGCUUCAUCAGAGCCAAACUGAACAGAUGGAAGCUGAUGGAGAGGACUGUGAAGGACCAGAACCAGCCAGGAACUCUGAUCCAGAUCAACUUUUACAACCAGUUAGUGACGACAAUUCUCUGGACUCGACUGAAACUGACGACAGUGAUUGUGAUUGGACACAAACAAACGCCCAGUCAGGUACAGAGGCUCAGAGGAACAGUGAAGCCCCAGAAAGUGAUACUGGAUCGCCAGCAAAGGAGCGACCCUUCCCGUGCUCGUAUUGUGGUAAAAGAUUUAGCCUUAAGGGGAAUUUGAACAGACACAUAAGAGACCACACGGGCGAGAGACCGUUUCCCUGCACAGGUUGUGACAAGUCAUUUAAAGACAGCGGAUCUUUAACGGCCCACAUGAGGUGUCACACCGGAGAGCAGCCGUACAGCUGCUUAUUCUGUGGGAAGAACUUCAGCGGGAGGGGAAACAUGACCCGGCACAUGAGGAUCCACACCGGAGAGAAGCCGUUCACCUGCUCGGUGUGCAGCAAGAGCUUUCACGUGAAAGAGCACCUGAACAGACACAUGAAGUACCACACGGGAGAAAAACCCUUCAGCUGCACCGUCUGCGGGAAAGGCUGUGCUCAGAAAACAGACCUGAAGAAACACAUGAGGGUCCACACGGGCGAGAAACCGUUCAGCUGUCCCUUCUGUGGAAAGUGCUGCUCUGAAAAAGGAGACCUGACCAAACACAUGAGGGUCCACACGGGAGAGAAACCCUUCAGCUGCAACGUCUGCGGUAAGAGCUGCGCCCAGAAGGGGAGCCUGAAGAUCCACAUGAGGGUCCACACGGGAGAGAAACCCUUCAGCUGCUCGGUCUGCAGCAAACGUUUCACCGUUACAGGACAUCUGAAGAGACACAUGAAGCUGCACGCGGCCGAGCCGGCGGAUUCAGCCAAGGAGCAACAGGAAGCUGACGGCGCCGAACCUCCGAACACAUCGUGAUGUUGUGCAGUC